AUGGAUCCCACAAAUCUCCAAGGCCAUGGCCAGCAGCAGAAGCUGCGCCAGAACUCCGCGCCUCGCCGGUACGACGGCCAGAACGGCAACCCGCUCUACGACCCUGCGAAUGGCGGCCACUAUGGUGCAAGUGCCAGCAUAGCCGCGCAGGGACACGCUCCGGAUCCGCAAGUCUUCACUGGUCAAUGGGCAAACGUCAACCAAGGCCUCACCGGCCAAUACCGCGACAUCCUCAACACGUACUGGCAGCAGCAAGUGACGAAGCUCGAGACGGACGAACAUGACUACAAGCUCCACCAGCUGCCGCUAGCGCGGAUAAAGAAGGUCAUGAAAGCAGACCCCGAGGUUAAGAUGAUUUCGGCCGAGGCCCCGAUACUGUUCGCCAAGGGCUGUGACAUCUUCAUCACGGAGCUGACGAUGCGCGCCUGGAUACACGCGGAGGAAAAUAAGCGCAGGACGCUGCAGCGCUCGGACAUUGCGUCGGCUCUGGCCAAGUCGGACAUGUUCGACUUCCUGAUCGACAUUGUGCCGCGCGAGGAGGCAUCGUCGCACAAGCGGAGCGGCGGGCAGAGCAGCGCAGCGCAAGCCUCGGCCAACGCGCAGGCACAGCCUGGCGCAGUCCAGCAGCAGACGGGCAUGCACCCGCCACCGCACCCCAUGGCGCCGCCAGACUACGGCAUGGCGCAACACAUACAGGAGCCCGACUACCGCGCUCAGCAGCAGGGCAUGUUUGCGCCGGCGGUGCAGAACGACCCGGGGGCAUAUGGGCAACCGACACAGCAGAUGUUUGACCCGUCCAUCUACGGGGGCUACCAGAUGCCGCAACAGCAGAUGUACUCUGUCGGCGGUCAACGGGCCCCAGACCCGACUGGGGCAGGGGAUCCAAGUCACACCUAUGGGGCGCACGACCCUGGUGAGGGCGACGCUGAUGCGGAAGGAGACAGGGAAGACUACGUGGCGUAG
This is a messenger RNA of Lasiodiplodia theobromae, 963 nucleotides long. RefSeq names its product CCAAT-binding factor complex subunit protein. The coding region runs from base 1 to 963 and encodes 320 amino acids. Lineage: Eukaryota; Fungi; Ascomycota; Dothideomycetes; Botryosphaeriales; Botryosphaeriaceae. Gene Ontology annotation, cellular component: nucleus; CCAAT-binding factor complex. The record is from RefSeq and is a predicted model, not a curated record. Gene Ontology annotation, biological process: regulation of DNA-templated transcription. The transcript has 5 exons. Gene Ontology annotation, molecular function: DNA-binding transcription activator activity, RNA polymerase II-specific; DNA binding; protein heterodimerization activity.